Molecule: messenger RNA, 1241 nt
Organism: Penaeus chinensis
Lineage: Eukaryota; Metazoa; Arthropoda; Malacostraca; Decapoda; Penaeidae
Product: type-2 ice-structuring protein-like
Exons: 6
Coding region: 93-776 (227 amino acids)
Source: RefSeq, a predicted model, not a curated record
GAUCCUCGCCAGUGAACUGAGUGACGCAGUUGAGCUCCUUCCACAAAAGGUAUAAUUCGGUCCCUCGCGUAUAAGCUCAUCUCAGUGGCUUGAUGCGUCUGGUUGUAUCAGUCUUUUGGAUGGUGGCAGGGACGGCGUGGGCACUGGAGGAAAACAGUGUGGACAACAUUUACGAUGAACAUUUUUCUCCUCUUCACCCUAACUGCACUCAGCAGAGUCUCACAGAUCUUCUCUUGCUGCGCCAAGAAGUCCUGCUGAAAGAACUGAAGGAGGCCGAGCAAGUGUCUGCAGGAAUCUUGAGGGAGAUGGUACACAUCUUGACUGACAAGGCUUCCUUCAUGUCUAGAGAAGUAUCCUGUCCUGGUAACUUCAGAAAAUUGGGCGAUACUUGUUUGUAUCUUGCCAAAGAGAUCGACGCAAAUUGGGAAGCUGCUCGAGUUUUUUGUCAAGACUUGGGAGGAGAUUUGGCCGUAUUUCGAGACGCCAAUGCAUUCGCAGAGGCUCUAGGAUACAUAAAAAAUUCAGUCGUUGUAAAGGCAACGACUGUCUGGGUGGGCGGAAGAGACCACCUAGUAGAAGGGGAAUGGAGGUGGGUCUCUGGGGAGGACAUGCCGAGAGGAACACCCUAUUGGGGAGAUUACAAUUACGUGCGCGAACCAGCUCAAGGCACAACGGCGAAUUGCGCCGCCAUGCAUGGCCCUGAUGAUUUUUUGAUACACGAUCGAGGCUGUCAAGAAAAAUAUAAGCCUCUCUGUCAGAUUAAGUUAAAAAACUAAUAGAUCAUUGGAAUCUAGAUUUUUUAUGCAUACAUGUAACAUAUUAUGAUUAUUGCCACAUCUCAUUAUUAGAAAGGACACACAAAUUCGCAACGAAAAAUGUAAGCCAAACAUUUUAGUUGCUUGACUGCAUCUAAACGGAUACAUCGUCAGGUGCAGAUACAUUCUAACAAAUAUUUGUGUAUCUUUAUUUUCAAAGUUCAAAAUGUUGAUAUUCUAUUUAUUUUCCUAAUAAUUUCUGACAACACUUGCAGGUGCUGUGUUUGUGUGUACAUACAUAUAUAUGUAUGUAUGUAUAAAUAUACAUGUGUUUAUAUACAUAUAUAUGUAUAUAAGUAUACACAUACAUAUUUUAACCUCAUUCUGGCCAAGCAAAUUCUGUAAUGAACCUAGGAAUAUCUCAAUAUAUAUCAUAUUUAUUUAUCUCUAUAUCUGUCUAUCUAAUACCAUGUUGGCUGUGGAUAU